AUGGAAGAAGACAGUAGGUUGGAGGAGUAAAAAAGGGAGUAAACAUUCAUGGAAAAGAUGCAUGAUUUAGGCACUAACUUUUUGUUCAAUGUGUCAAGUUGGUCAUUUAAGUCUUCCGCUCCAUUUAAAAAGGAAGACACUGUUUACAUGCAAGGCAGAAAUAUGAAUGAAAAUAAAGAAACAUAUGAAAAAAAUUAUAAAGAAGUACUCGAAAAUUUUUAUAAUAUUAUUUGGAUAACCUACAGGAAGAAUUUUCCAGCCUUGUUGAACAUGAUUGAUAAAGCAAAUCUCAAAAAUUAAAAAAUGAGCGAAUACAUUAGCGAUACUGGUUGGGGCUGCAUGGUUCGUGUUGGAUAAAUGGCUUUUGCAGAGGGUUUAAGACGCCACUUAGUAGAAAAUAAAAAACUUGUAGUAAAAAAGAAAGAAGAUUUGAGAGUUAUUAUAGAAGGAUUUUUAGAUGAUGAUUAAAAAUGCAUAGAUUUUGCACCAUAUUCUAUUUAAAAAAUAUCUAAAAUUGCCCUAAGCGAUUUCAACCUGUUACCUGGUGAAUGGUAUACUCCAAUAAGAAUAUGUUAUAUAUUAGGUUUGCUGCACAAUGAAAGAAAGGCCAUUAAAGGCACUGAAGACCUUAAAGUAGCUGUUUUUUCUAGCUCUAGGCCUAUUGUGUUUUAAGAUUUCCUUGAAAGAAUGUGUAAAGUUGAUCCUUAGAGAGGAAAGCAUGCAUAAAUUUGUCCAAACUAGUGUAGAAUAAUCAAGUAGGAUUAAAAGUCAAAAGUAGACCAUGACCAUCAUAAAGACAUAAAACUUGAAAAACAAAACUCAAAUUCAGAAAUUUUAGUUGUUUCAGAAGAAACUCCAAAAUUGAGAUUAGUAUGCCCUAUCCAUCAUGAACUGUAGUACUCAAUGAUAGUUUAUAUUGUUUGUUUGAUUGGACUAGAUACUCCAUAGCCUGAAUAUCUUGAAUUAGCUAAAAAAAUGAUGGACUUUAAAUAUUCACUAGGUUUGAUUGGUGGAAAACCAAAAAAAGCACUUUAUUUUGUCGGAAGAAUAGAAGAUGAAUUUAUAUAUUUAGAUCCUCAUUAUGUUUAGGAGUUUUCGAAUGAAAAGAAUUUCUAAAGCUCUUCUUAACUUGAGACAUAUUUCUGCAAAAAGUUUUAAACUUAUCCAUCAAAGAAUAUCGACAGUUCUUUUUCUUUGAUGUAUUACUUAAAAGAUCUUGAACAACUAGAAGAAUUUUACUAAUUCAUGAUGGGAUUAAAAAGAGAUUAUAACGAACAUUUCUUUAUGAUGAUGGAAGAUACAGAGCCUUCAUUCUGUUUGGGAGAUGGAAAAGAAUCGAGCAACCUAAUUAGUGAUAAGAAUUUGAAUAUAUUGGCAGAUAACCAAAAUAAGAAGAGAUAAAAAGAAUAAAUGUAAUAAGCCAACUAAAACUUCGAAGAAGUUGACGAUAUAGAUGAAAAUGGAAACAACAUAAAAAAUAGCAAAUACGAUCAUAAGAACAAAAAAGAUAAAGUUGAAGAUGAUGGCGAUGACGAAUAUGAAGUGAUAUGA
Tetrahymena thermophila SB210 is the source of this 1551-nucleotide messenger RNA. Its product is annotated as peptidase family C54 protein. The record is from RefSeq and is a predicted model, not a curated record. Gene Ontology annotation, molecular function: protein-phosphatidylethanolamide deconjugating activity. NCBI's taxonomy places the organism in Eukaryota, Ciliophora, Oligohymenophorea, Hymenostomatida, Tetrahymenidae. The transcript is spliced from 5 exons.